Messenger RNA from Centruroides sculpturatus (bark scorpion), 2410 nucleotides. Its product is annotated as voltage-dependent calcium channel subunit alpha-2/delta-1-like. The record is from RefSeq and is a predicted model, not a curated record. Gene Ontology annotation, molecular function: voltage-gated calcium channel activity. Gene Ontology annotation, cellular component: voltage-gated calcium channel complex. Lineage: Eukaryota; Metazoa; Arthropoda; Arachnida; Scorpiones; Buthidae. Bases 719 to 2320 code for a protein of 533 amino acids. The transcript is spliced from 20 exons.
UUAAAUUUACUGUCGAGUUUAUUUGAUUGAGUUUAGUUAUUAAUUUGUUUUUUUCGAUAAUGGAAUUUAAGAACUGGACCACUGUGGAUUUCAUUCGUUAUUUGUUAUCUGAUUUUUCCGAAUUAUGUCUCGAUGUAAGAAUUCCAUCAGAUGUAAAAUUUGCUAUUAAACUAGGCCUUCAAACAGCCGAAACUGUUAAAUGUAAUGGCAAGUGUAAAAUUUGUUUCAGAAGUGAUGCAAACUAUGUUAAUUUUCGAUGCCGGAAAUGUAACUUUAAAUUGUCUGCUUAUGAAGGGACAUUUAAAGGAAAAUGUGGCAAUUUAUCCUGGUCAAGUAUUCUUUCCUUUAUAUGGCAUCUAACCUGUGUUGUUCGUUGAAAUUCAUAUAAAGUAAAAGAUUAGUCAAAUUACAUUUAAGUGAUAUGAAAAUUGAAAGACCGUAGAGAGAUAGAUGAGACUGUGGUUUGCAAAAGGAAAUAUAAGAAAGGUCGGCAAUUGAAAGGUACGAAAUGAAUUGUAGGUGGUAUUUGUAGGGAGGAGAAGAAAUGUUUCGUGUGUUACGUUAAUGGUGGCUAAGAGGAAGAAGGGUGACAAUUGCACUGAAGAAAAAUCGAAGAAAUUAAAGAAGCAGAACGUCGUAACCAACGUUCGUGAAUCUGAAAUUGGUUCUAGAAAGCGGAUUACAGUUGAUGAAUGAAGGAUAUUAAUGUGUUGAAGAAAUGGCUAUGAAGCUAAGAGAUGAAUUGUUAGAGUUUUUAAAUAAAUAUUCUGGUAUACAUGCCUUAAAAAAGGCUUAUACUGAAGUAGGAGAUAAAGUUAAAUUGACCGCUUUAGAUGGUGAACAAAUUGUUUCAAAAAUGUCUUCAGAUUUAUCAAAGAAAUUAGAAAAAACAAUGGAAGCAUUGAAGAGAUCAGUCACUGCUGCUGAAAAGAUAAUAGAAGAUUAUAAGUAUAAUCCAGAUUUGAGAGAAGGAAAAGUUGAUUGGUUAAAUUCAAAGGAUUUAUUAAAUAGUUCUAUGCUGCACUAUGAUAGUAAAUUUAAGAAAGAAAUUAGUUUUGCUGCUUCAUCUGUACACAUUCCAGUGGAGAUAUAUGAUGGAAAUGUUGAAAUUUUAAAUGGAUUAAGAUGGUCUUCUAAUCUUGAUAAAGUAUUUCAAGAAAAUUCAGAAAAUGAUCCAGAAUUAUUGUGGCAAUAUUUUGGGAGUUUGAAUGGUUUUAUGAGAAUGUAUCCUGCUAACAGCUGGACUGAUAUUCAGCCUGAUCUAUUUGAUGUAAGACAAAGACCAUGGUUUAUUCAUGGAUCCAGUUCACCAAAAACAAUGCUAAUUUUAAUUGACAUAAGUGGAAGUAUGCAUGGAUUAACGAUGAGUAUACUAAAAAUGGCUGUGAAAAUGUUGUUAUAUACUUUAGGAGAAAAUGACUAUGUUAAUGCUGCUUCUUUUAAAAAUAAAGUAACGUGGAUGUCUUGUUUAAAUACUUUUGUUCCAGCUACACGCAGAAAUAAAAAACUGUUAUCAGAAGCAAUUAAUGAUUUAGUAGAAGGUGAAAUGGCUAAUCUGUCUGCUGCUUUAGAAUUUGCUUUUAAAGAAUUCAGAACAUUUGAAAAAGACAAGCAACCAUGGGAAGGGUCUAAUUGUAAUCAGAUGAUUGUUAUCUUAAGUGAUGGUGGUACAGAUGAAGCCUGGGAGGUUUUGAAACAUUAUAAAGAAGAUUCUAAAAAAGUAAGAAUAUUUACUUAUGCCAUUGGUGCUCAUCCUGUUCCAUACAUUCCUCUAAAGACUCUAGCUUGCACUUACAGAGGUUAUUUCACUAUAAUCUCUUCAAUGGGAACUAUCAGAACAAGAAUUCAAGAAUAUCUCAAAGUACUAAGCAGACCAAUGGCUUUAAAUAUAGCAAGAGAAUAUCAUUGGACAAACUUCUACAUGGAUCCAUCAGGUCUUGGAAUGUUAACUGUAGUUACAUUGCCUGUAUAUAAUAAAACUAAAGACAAUAGAAAUCCUUCUUUAGUAGGAGUGAUGGGAAUUGAUGUGAGCAUGAAAAACAUGAUGACAACGGAACCAAAAUUUCAGGUAGGAUUUGUUGGCUACUCUUUUGCUAUCACAAGGAAUGGAUAUCUUGUUUUUCACCCAAAUUUGCAUAUAAAGAUUGGACAAGCUGGUUAUUUUCUUUCGCUCAGAAGAAAUGAUAAAGAUGUAAAUUUUACUCCUGAUUCAAAAUUUUCACAGGCAACAUAUCUUGAUAAUCCACCAGAUGUUGAUUUAUUAGAUAUAGAAAUAACUGAUUCUAUUAGAGAAAAUGUGAGUAAGAGAUUUAACUUUUAAUUUUCAUUUCUUUACUGUAAGUUGGCAAAACUUCUUUCUAAUACAUCUUAUGAAUUUCGUCAUCUGUUUUCUUUAGAACUGUUGUCUGUU